Thecamonas trahens ATCC 50062 is the source of this 1969-nucleotide messenger RNA. RefSeq names its product CDK5 regulatory subunit-associated protein 1. NCBI's taxonomy places the organism in Eukaryota, Apusomonadida, Apusomonadidae. The transcript has a single exon. The record is from RefSeq and is a predicted model, not a curated record. The coding region runs from base 82 to 1818 and encodes 578 amino acids. Gene Ontology annotation, biological process: tRNA methylthiolation. Gene Ontology annotation, cellular component: endoplasmic reticulum. Gene Ontology annotation, molecular function: 4 iron, 4 sulfur cluster binding; tRNA (N(6)-L-threonylcarbamoyladenosine(37)-C(2))-methylthiotransferase activity.
CGCACACGGUGGUGAGGUUGUAGUUGGCGAGGAGCUGGUUGACUGGCUGGCUGUGGUGUGCAAGAGCUGGUGCUGGUGGGCAUGCAAGUGGACGAGGCCGUGAGUGGAGGGAUGGCUGGGCAGGGGGAUGGCGGUGAUGGCCAUGGCGACCAAGGGCUGGAGAGGAUGCUGCGGGAUGGUGAUGGGGAUGGUGGCGGCGACGGUGGGCUGGGGAUGGUGCGGCUUGCUGAUGGUGUCACUGGCCUGGGCUGGGCCGACGACGCAACAGAGAUGGCUGCAGACAUCGAGGACCUGGUGAUGGGCGAUGGGCGGGGCGAUGAUGGCGUUGAGGGGCAUGGUGGGCACGACGGGUACGACAGGCACGAUGGGCACAGUCGCGAGGAAGUGGCGGUCGAGGUGGUAGUCCGGCGUGGGCAGCGCAAAAAGGUGUUUGUGCAGACGUACGGGUGUGGCCACAACGCGUCCGACUCUGAGUACAUGGCUGGGCUGCUGGAGGCCGGAGGGUACGAGGUGGGGCGGGAAGCCGAGAGCGCAGAUGUGGUGGUCAUCAACUCGUGCACGGUGAAGAACCCGUCGCAACAGACGUUUGCCAAUCAGGUCACCGCGCUAGCGUCUGCCGGGCUGCCGGUGGUGGUGGCGGGGUGCGUGCCGCAGGCGGAUCCAGACGGCGGCGUGUGGUCGGGGCACUCUGCGGUGGGGGUGGAGCAGAUUGACGCUAUUGUCGACGUUGUAGACGCCACGCUAGCCGGCAAGGUUGUGCGCCGGCUGGGGCGGCGGUCGGGUCCUGCCGGCGACUCGCGCCCGCGGCUGGCGCUGCCCAAGAUUCGGCGCAACGCGCUCAUCGAGAUUGUGCCCAUCAACACCGGGUGCCUCAACGCAUGCACUUACUGCAAGACCAAGGGAGCACGGGGGCGGCUGGCAUCGUACCAUCCGCUGGACAUCAUCGAUCGAGUCCGGCACGUGGUCGAGGCUGAGGGCGUGAAGGAGAUCCGGCUGACGUCCGAAGACACCGGAGCGUACGGACGCGACAUCGGGACGUCACUGCCGGAGCUGCUCCGCGGCGUGCUUGCAGCCGUCGAGGACCACGACGAUGUCAUGGUCAAGCUUGGCAUGACCAACCCGCCAUACAUCCUUGACCAUCUGGAGGCGAUGGGUGAGAUCUUUGGCCACAAGAACAUGUACCAGUUCAUCCACGUUCCGGUGCAGGCCGGCGCGAACCGGGUCCUUGACGCCAUGAAGCGCGAGUACACGGUGGAGCAGUUUGAGCACGUCUGCCGCACGCUGCGGGCGGCGGCGCCAGACAUCAUGAUCGCCACCGACGUCAUCUGCGGCUUUCCAACCGAGACCGAGGCCGAGUUUGACGCCACCUGUGCCCUCGUUGACGGCUUUCGUUUCCCAGUCGUCAACAUCUCGCAGUUCUACCCGCGCCCGGGCACGCCUGCUGCCAAGAUGCGCAAGGUCCGGAGUCAGGAGGUCAAGGCGCGGUCGCGCAAGAUCUCGGCCCUCUUCCGCUCGUACGCCACCUUUGACGAGCUGGUCGGCGAGGAAGUCGACGUGUGGAUUACCGAGAUGGCUGCUGACGGCCAUUCGCUUGUUGGCCACACCCGAGCCUACGUCCAAGUCCUCCUCUCACCCGAUGACUACCAGCUCGGCACCCGUGACGUUGCCCGCAUCGUCUCGGCCUCCAAGUGGUCGGUCUGCGGCGAGCGUCCGGCGCCGGCCCCAGCACACGUUGCGACCCGCACAGUCUGGCAGGUAGUCUGGCUUGCUGUUGCGCUGUUGGUCGCGGCCCUUGCCUGGCUUCUUGGCCGCGAUUGAGCGCCAAGCUCGCCUGGCUUGCUUGCGGGAGUGGCCAGGCGCAACACACCGAUUGCAAAGUGCAUUACCAAGAGAUGCACAUUCUCGAGUAGCCGCGCAUAAGCAUGCGACACUGACGAGCCGCCGUCGGUGGUAAACUUGAGUCCCGCGG